This is a messenger RNA of Penicillium oxalicum, 1854 nucleotides long. RefSeq names its product putative amino acid transporter. Gene Ontology annotation, molecular function: L-amino acid transmembrane transporter activity. Bases 1 to 1854 code for a protein of 617 amino acids. Gene Ontology annotation, cellular component: membrane. The transcript has 2 exons. The record is from RefSeq and is a predicted model, not a curated record. Gene Ontology annotation, biological process: amino acid transmembrane transport. Lineage: Eukaryota; Fungi; Ascomycota; Eurotiomycetes; Eurotiales; Aspergillaceae.
AUGUCGAAUCGUGCCUUCGCCUCCGAUCCGCGAAAUGGCACUCUAGCUGCACCUCGAGAUUCACUCGAACUUGCCUCCCUCGCGUCCUCUUCGCCCGCUUCCGUCGGGGGCUCCUCACGCUCGUCAUCGCCAGACGGAAUCUCUUCGUCGCGCAAGCUUUCUCUGGAAGAUGAAGAUCCGCUCGCUGGCGAACAAGGAGAUGUCUUUCUCGAGACCGGUCGCCCGCGUCAUCUCCGGUCAUACUCGGUCUCGUCCGCUUUUGACUUUGGCCGCAACUUGUUUCCCUUGUCGCAAACACAGACUGGAUAUGCGCCGUUAGGGACGCCAUCGGCGCUGGAUCGCUCAGGCGCAAAUGGAUCGCUGGAACGGAACAAAACAUUGACUUAUCUAAAUGGUCUGUCUUUGAUCGUGGGGCUGAUUAUUGGAUCGGGUAUCUUCUCCUCGCCGUCCCAGGUCAACGCCAACGCUGGGUCACCUGGUGCGGCGCUCAUCGUGUGGGCCAUUGCGGGCUUGUUGGCUUGGACUGGAGCUGCAAGUUAUGCCGAAUUGGGUGGUGCAAUCCCCUUGAAUGGCGGGUCCCAGGUCUAUCUGUCCAAAAUCUUUGGCGAGCUACCGGGAUUUCUUUUUACGUGGUGCGCAGUUCUGGUUCUAAAACCGGGCUCAGCGGCCAUCAUCUCGAUUAUCUUUGGCGAGUAUAUUGUGCGUGCGUUUGUGGGGGCUGACGUGGAACACGUCAACCCAUGGAUCAACAAGGGCGUCGCACUCGGAGGCAUGAUCGUGGUCACUUUGUUCAACUGCAUCUCCACGAAGAUUGCCACUCGCAUUGGUGAUCUCUUCAUGUUUUUCAAAUUCGUGGCACUGUUGGGUGUGACGAUCACUGGUAUCGUGGUCGCCAUCACAGGAUUCUCGGCCAAGGGAGCUGCCAAUCAGGAAUGGAAGACGCAUGGUUGGUUCGAAGGAACAAAUACCGAGAUUUCGGAUUUCGCCGUGGCGCUGUACGCUGGACUUUGGGCUUUUGAUGGAUGGGACAAUACCAACUAUGUUACCGGCGAAUUCAAGAAUCCCAAUAGGGAUCUCCCAAGGGUCAUUCACACGGCGAUGCCACUGGUCAUUCUUUGCUAUCUGAUGGCCAAUGUCUCUUACUUCCUUGUCCUCCCCCAUGAAACCAUCGAAGCCAGCAACACCAUCGCUGUGCAGUUCGGCCGCAAGGUCUUUGGCCCCGUUGGUGCUCUUGUUCUUGCACUCGUGGUGGGAGCCAGCUGCUUCGGUGCCCUGAAUGCUACAACUUUCACCAGCGGCCGCCUUGUCUACGCCGCAGCCAAAGAAGGCUACUUGCCCUCUUUCUUUUCCCGGAUUGGUCUGGGCAACUCAUCAACGCCAGCCCCCCCUGCUGGCAGCCGUCUCCGUCGACGCUCAUGGGCCCGACGGUCUCUAUCUCGCGUAUUCGGCGACGAGACAGGCCUGGGCUUUACACCGAUCAAUGCCAUGGCCUUGAAUGCUGCCUUGGUCAUGGUUUACAUCUGCGUUGGAGAGUUCAGCACCCUCGUUACAUUCUACGGCGUUGCCGGAUAUACCUUUUACUUCGUGACAGUGUUAGGGUUGAUUGUUCUGCGCAUUCGCGAACCCCGUCUCGAAAGGCCUUACCGCACCUGGAUUACGACUCCAAUCAUUUUUUGCUGCGUCAGCUUGUUCCUCCUCAGUCGCGCGGUGAUUGCCGAACCGCUUCAGACCCUCAUCGUGGUCGCAUUCAUCAUCACGGGUGUUCCUGUGUACUAUUGGCGCAUCUACCAACGCGAUGGGUCCACCGGUAUUUCAAGCUGGAAAUUUUGGAAGUGGCGGUCGCGGUCGCGAUAG